Molecule: messenger RNA, 3836 nt
Organism: Pristis pectinata (smalltooth sawfish)
Lineage: Eukaryota; Metazoa; Chordata; Chondrichthyes; Rhinopristiformes; Pristidae
Gene: ints6
Product: integrator complex subunit 6
Exons: 18
Coding region: 436-3117 (893 amino acids)
Biological process (GO): snRNA 3'-end processing
Cellular component (GO): integrator complex
Source: RefSeq, a predicted model, not a curated record
GGCAUUUAAGAGAGGGACAGACACACGGGCGGGCAAGGCAGAGAGCCGGGGCUGUUAGCUAGCGCGGUGUGUGCGUGUGGCGGGGCGUGGGAAGCGGCCCCAGAGCUCGUAGGGGGGGGAAGGGGUUGGGGGUAAAGGUGACAGACAGGCAGACACAACAGAGCCGAGACCCCCCACACCCGCAGCCCCCUUUCCUCCAUUGCCACCUCUUCCCCCCACCCCCCCCUUCAAACUUCAGCGGUCGGUGUCCAGUUGAGUGGAGAUUCGAGGCUUAUUUGCUCACCCCACCUUCCCACCCCCCCCUCCCUCCCCAACCUCGAGUGCAAGCCCCCUUCCACCAGACGCCUGCCCAGGGGGUUCUGGUGACAGCACAUUGCCCCCUCCCUCCCUCUAUCACCCUACCCCAGGUUGACCCCCUAAAUACCCCCCUCCACCAUGCCCAUCUUACUUUUCCUCAUAGACACGUCCGCCUCCAUGAGCCAGCGCACCCAUCUGGGCACCACCUACUUGGACAUAGCCAAAGGCGCGGUUGAGACCUUCAUGAAGCUGCGGGCCCGCGACCCUGCCAGCCGCGGGGACAGGUACAUGUUGGUGUCGUUCGAUGAGCCGCCCUACGGUAUUAAGGCUGGCUGGAAGGAAAACCAUGCAACGUUCAUGAAUGAAUUGAAAAAUCUUCAAGCUGUAGGACUGUCAACCCUUGGCCAGUCUUUAAGGACAUCCUUUGAUUUAUUAAAUUUAAAUAGAUUAGUUACUGGAAUAGACAACUAUGGGCAGGGAAGAAAUCCUUUCUUUCUGGAGCCAUCAAUCAUCAUCACAAUUACUGAUGGGAAUAAGUUGACAAACAAUAGUGGUAUACAGGAGGAGCUCCACCUACCACUCAAUUCUCCCUUGCCAGGCAGUGAAUUAACUAAGGAGCCAUUUCGUUGGGAUCAGCGAUUAUUUGCCCUAGUCUUGCGUCUUCCUGGAUUGAUGCCCCUUGAAGCAGAGCAAUUGGGUAGUGUGCCAUCCGAUGAAUCUGCCAUUACACCUAUGUGUGAGGUUACAGGAGGUCGUUCAUACUGUGUGUGCACACAGCGAAUGCUGCUUCAGUGUCUGGAGUCACUUGUGCAGAAAGUGCAAAGUGGAGUGGUGCUGAACUUUGAAAAAACUGGUCCAGAUCCAGCACCUGUUGGUGAAGAUGGAGCUCUUGAUGCCCUUAAAUCCGCCCCUCCGUUUGGACCACAACUCUGGCACAGUUGUCACAAACUCAUUUAUGUACGUCCCAACCACAAAACUGGUGUUCCAGUUGGACAUUGGCCGAUCCCUGAAUCCUUCUGGCCAGACCAAAACUCUCCAACCCUUCCACCUCGUAGUGCCCAUCCAGUGGUGAAAUUUUCUUGUGUUGAUUGUGACCCAAUGGUUAUUGAUAAACUACCUUUUGAUAAAUAUGAGCUGGAGCCUUCACCUUUAACCCAGUAUAUUCUGGAACGCAAAUCUCCUCACAUCUGCUGGCAGGUGUAUGUGAACAACAGUGGAAAGUAUAGUGACCUGGGUCAUCCUUUUGGUUACCUGAAAGCUAGUACAGCUUUGAAUUGUGUUAAUCUUUUUGUGAUGCCUUACAACUAUCCUGUACUGCUUCCACUUUUAGAUGAUUUGUUUAAAGUGCAUAAGCUGAAGCCAGUUAUGAAAUGGCGACAGGCAUUUGAAAAUUACUUGAAGACAAUGCCUCCUUAUUAUAUUGGGCCUUUGAAAAAAGCACUGAGGAUGAUGGGAGCUCCGAACUUGAUUGCAGAAGGAGUGGACUAUGGUCUCAGCUACAGUGUCAUCUCUUACCUCAAAAAACUUAGUCAACAGGCUAAACUAGAAUCUGACCGAAUCAUAAGUUCAGUGGGUAAGAAACCACUCCAAGAGUCUGGCAUUAAAGUAAGAAACAGAAGCAAUGCCCUCUCAUUAACACAGCGCAAAGACUUGAGGCAAAUUCUGAUGGGCAUCACAGGGGAGCCUCCAUACAGACUUAUGGAUCUAAAUAUGAAGGAAUUUGCUGGCUUUCAAAUUGGGAUUCUGAAUAAGGAUUUGAAACCUCAGAGCUACAAGAAUGCUUAUGACAUACCAAGACGAAAUCUCCUGGAUCAGCUUACACGCAUGAGGUUAAACCUGUUGAAAACAGCACAUGGUCCAUUGAAAGGACAAGAUGAAGAUCAAAUGCAUAGUGUCCCAAUAGCACAGAUGGGAAAUUACCAGGAGUUCCUGAAACACGUGCCUUCUCCCCUACGUGAACUUGACCCUGAUCAGCCCAGGCGAUUGCAUACAUUUGGAAAUCCUUUCAAGUUGGACAAGAAGGGAAUGAUGAUUGAUGAAGCUGAUGAAUUUGUGUCCGGGCCUCAGAACAGAAGCAAGCGACCAAUGGAACUGAAUGUGGCAGGAAUUCCGAAAAGGCGUCGUUGUAUGUCACCUUUAUUGAAAGGGCGUCCACCAACACCACCAACAAUGGCUAAUCACAGUGGUGGCAAGGGCCCUCCCCUUAUACCAGUUAUACAGCCACAGGCAGACCUUAUAAAGCCAGUGGCUGUUAUUCAAGAGGCUGAAGAAAACCAGGCUAUGUGUGUUGACUAUGUUGAAAACAGUAUUGUGGACCCACUUCCAGUUGAAAUUCCACCCCAGAGACUCGAAUCAGCAUCACCUCUGAUCCAUUCAACAUCUGGCUCUGUGGAGUUUGCAGAAGAAUUUGCAAAUCACGAGAUGGAUGGUGGUCUUUUAGUGGUCAAUAAUAAUUCUAUUGGCAAUGUUGACCUUAACCACGAGGAAUCAAAGGACAGUGGAGUUUGUCAGGAUGGACUUUUGAACAGGUCUUCACCAAAUGCCAUUAAAACACUUAUGAGAUCAAAACAGCAAGAGACUAAUAUAGAGCUAAGGGCACAAAUUUUUAAGGAAAUCCGUAAACCAGGCAGGCAUUAUGAAAAUAUCUUCUAUUUAUUGAAACUAGUGCAAGGCAGUCUGGAGACACGGAUGGUAUUUGUACAAAAUGUCAUUAAAGAGGCAGCAAGGUUUAAAAAACGAGUACUGAUCGAAGAGCUUGAAGGGAUUUUGGAAGAAAUACAAAGUAAAUCCAGCCGGGUAAAUUAUAUCAACAACCGAUAAUGAAUCCUGAGAUGUGCGAGACUGGACUGUUUUCUGGUAUUCUCUUAAAAGCAUUUGAGAAAGCCACAUUGGACCACACAAGCUUACUUUUACUGUACUUUCACUCUGUGGUUAAAUUUGCCUUCACUUUUCUUUGCACGGUUAGACUUAUCUGGACCUUGGCAAAAGUAGUAUUAGAAAUGCCAUCUUUUGGUGAUAAAGGUGAUUGUAUGACACAUUCAGGACACUGGGCACGAGGCACAUUACUAUCUGAGCAGAUGACUUAUGUUAUUUUACCUUCAGAAAGACACCAUUCUGUAACAUUUGCUUUCUGUGAUUAACCAUUGUUUUUGUGUUGAAGCAGCUUGCCUCAGAAAUGGGAUAAAUCAUUUGGCAAAAGUGAACCCAAUUUGAUUUUCAUGUUGCAUGGAAUUAAAGGAGGAAAAGUCUUUUGUGUCCAAUGAAUUCCAAGAUGUGUUUUUGUCUUGUCUACAUUUUGUCACAGUUUCCUUCUGGCCUGACCUGGUUUCGCCAGGUCAAUCCUUCUGAUAAAUCUUUGGGAACUGGCCCUUAUCAAGAAAACUGUAUAAACAAUAAGGACAUUUGUCUUUUUUUAAAAAAACUGAUUUGCCUAAGACAAAUUAUUUUUGAAUGGAACAUUCUGUCGUAAAAGGCCAUAUUUUGAAGAUUAUUUAAAAUGCCUUUGUUACUAUUUCCUGCAUUAAAAAAUAUCUAUUUUA